Trichophyton benhamiae CBS 112371 is the source of this 411-nucleotide messenger RNA. RefSeq lists its product as uncharacterized. The coding region runs from base 1 to 411 and encodes 136 amino acids. The record is from RefSeq and is a predicted model, not a curated record. NCBI's taxonomy places the organism in Eukaryota, Fungi, Ascomycota, Eurotiomycetes, Onygenales, Arthrodermataceae. The transcript has a single exon.
AUGGCAGAGAGCAAGAAGGAUGAGAAGGCGGCAGGCGAGCCGGGAGAGAAGAAGAAACGCGCUGAGCUGACGCCGUUUACGCGAGGCCUGAUUCUUGGACGGCGCAUGGCGGGCGCAUCUCUACGACAGAUCUCCGCCGCUCUCGACAUCCCGGUAUCUACGGUGCAGAAUACCAUCAUGAAGGAGAGCUCGCGGGUCGAUGGAGUGUCGAAGCCGCGCUCGGGGAGGCCCAAGAAGCUGUCUGACCGUGACGUCCGCAUGCUCAUCUCGCGAGUCCGCUCAAACCCAAGCAUCUCGUACAGCGAGCUGGCCAGUGGAAUGCCGGAUAACAUCUCGAAGUCAACUAUAUACCGAACCUUGAAGAAGCACGGCAUAACGAACCGGCCUGUCAAGAAGAGCGCUAAGAAUUAG